Agrilus planipennis (emerald ash borer) is the source of this 1247-nucleotide messenger RNA. RefSeq names its product FERM domain-containing protein 8 (gene Bili). The record is from RefSeq and is a predicted model, not a curated record. Bases 88 to 1026 code for a protein of 312 amino acids. NCBI's taxonomy places the organism in Eukaryota, Metazoa, Arthropoda, Insecta, Coleoptera, Buprestidae. Gene Ontology annotation, cellular component: plasma membrane; cytoskeleton. The transcript has 5 exons. Gene Ontology annotation, biological process: negative regulation of canonical Wnt signaling pathway.
GUAGCAUCCACUACGACAACUACCACCAAAACCAACGAACAAACGCAAGAACGUUUUACGCCGGUUUGUGUAUAUUUACAUAACAAAAUGACAUUCUUUAUGGAAGUUGAAGACAAUUCUUCCGCUUCUGCUGACUUCCUUUGUCAAGCCAUCUUUAGUUCUGAAGAAUUAGGUGUAAAUCGGACGUUAGCUUCUCAAGUAUUUGCAUUGUGGAUGUGUAGCCCUCUCUUAAGUUUACAACUGAAACCUACCCAAAAACCGUACAGAAUUCGUCAAAAAUGGGUUUCACUCUUAGAAAAAUACAGUCAUGGCUCAUGCAAUUCCCUAAAGCGAGAUGAGCCUUUAUUAUAUCUUCAAAGAAAUGUUUUCUUUGCUCAAAGUGUAGAAGAAAAAAUUAAGGAUCAAAAGAUAAUAGAACUUUUAUACGAAGAAGCACGGGAUAACAUUUUGGAAGGUCGAUAUCCGUGUGAAAUUUCGCAUUACAUAAUGUUAGGUGGAAUUCAAGCUCGAAUAGAACUGGGACCUUACAAUCCCCAUAUUCACACGAUACAAUAUUUCAGAGAAGAACAAGCGAAAUAUUUGCCACAGCAUGUAAGGAAAAGUGCCACUUGGACCUGGCUACCAAUUAGUUCAAAAACGUCAGCAGAAGUUCGAUUAUUGGAACAAUUUAAACGUAUUCCCACUGGAGCUAACAACAGGAAGCUAAUGAGAAAAUAUUUGGACUUUUGUUGGUCACUUCCAUUUUAUGGUUCCGCCUUUUUUGAAGGGCAGAUAGAACAACCCGUUCGAGGUCUUAUGAGCCUUUUAACGCAUCAAGACACUCCUGUUCUUGUGGCAAUUAACAGCAAAGGAGUUUAUGUAAUAGACGACAUAAAUUGCAGUCGUCUGGCAAUACUAACAGUUAUUGCGUUCUCCAGACAAAGGGCUUUUAUUUAUGCUACAAAUUUAGAUAAAAACAUAUAUGAGAUGCCUAAACUCUUACGCAUGAAACUAACGAUAAGUACCUUAAAAAUCAUAUCUACCUAAUUAUAAUAUGUAAUGUGAAACUUAUUUUGUCAUUACUAUUACCAAACAAAAGUUAGGUGAUUCCACUGAAAAGCUAAUGACUUCCAGUUUUUCCUUCAAAUCUCAUACAAUAUAUACAUAAUCUAUUUUAGACCAUUCUAUUGGGACUUAAAUAUGAAGAAUUUAAUUGGGAACAUGCUCGACCAUCAAAAGAAGACAAUCUUGAUUGUUUACCUUGUAUA